Molecule: messenger RNA, 1933 nt
Organism: Diachasmimorpha longicaudata
Lineage: Eukaryota; Metazoa; Arthropoda; Insecta; Hymenoptera; Braconidae
Exons: 8
Coding region: 207-1457 (416 amino acids)
Biological process (GO): sensory perception of smell; detection of chemical stimulus involved in sensory perception of smell
Cellular component (GO): plasma membrane
Molecular function (GO): olfactory receptor activity; odorant binding
Source: RefSeq, a predicted model, not a curated record
UGUCCCUCGAACACAUGCAUUAUGAAUGAUAAUCGUCUCUUUAAGAUAACGAGCCGCCGUUUUUCGUGGAACAGACAUAUUUCAUAUCGGAAAAUUGCUCCGAUCGAUACUAAUUAUGGUGCUUAUCUCUCCGAGGACCUGCACUCAGUGCGUGCAGAAAAUUGCAAGCACUGAGCUUCUGUCCAUUACAGAAAAAGGAUAUAGACAUGAAAAAUACGGCAACAAGAGAAUUUAUAAGAUCUUGUUUUAGAGACUGCGUUGGUGGUGAUGUACUCAUUCUACAAUUUAUGGGAUUAUACUCAAUGGGUGAUAUUUUCAGGGAUAAUGAACCACGGUGGUACUACUGGGAAGCUGCUCCCUUUAUUUUUGGACUGGGAACAAUAACUCUUGCCCUUAUAUUUGAUAUUCGUAACAUAUAUGAUACUGCACAGGUGGAUUUCAUGUUAUCCAUUGAGGUGGCUGCUGCUACAUUCACCGUAGCCCUGGUUCUGUUCAAAGGAUAUCGAAUAUGGUUUCAUCGAAAGGAGCUUUACCAUCUAUUGGAAGUGUGUUACAACCGAUGGAAUAUGCAAGCAUCGCGUAAUUUUAUAACUGAAAGUGCCUUAGAAAAUGCUAAAAAAACACGACUGCUCAGGAUAUGUUAUACUCUAUCUAUCAUCGGAGCUGUUGGAUCCUACAGUUUGCGUCCUUACCUAUUGUACCUGAAAUUUCACUUUUCGCAGACCAAUGAUUCCUUCGAUUUUUCGGAAACUGUUUAUCCAGCACAUUAUCCUUUCACGUUGAAUUCAUUUACGCAGUAUUUUUUAUGUGCAACCUGGGAAAAUAUUGGCUUAUAUUUUUUAACUCUUUGGUGGAUAUCAGCAGACUGUCUUUUUGCACAACUAACGACAUAUUUUGCAGUUGAAUUCAACAUACUUGCCAAUGAGAUUCGUUAUAUAGAUCCAGCUGAGUCUACAACACUGGAUACGAAUAAAAUAAUGGCAGAACUGAAAAGAAUCGUCCGGGAACAUGUUAAAUUAUUUUCAUGUGUUCAUGCCCUGGAAGAAUGGUAUAAUCCAAUAAUUUUUGCUACCAUAUUGCUUAAUGGACUGAACUUGUGCAGCGUUCUUUACAGCCUGCAAUAUAGAAUCGCAGAAAAUAACUGGAGAGAUGUUAUAAAAAAUAUGAGCCAUGUAACUGCUGUAGUUACGCAAACUGUUCUCUUUUGCUCAUAUGCCCAAUCGUUGAGUGACGAGAUUAAUGGAUUCCGUCAAGCCGUUUAUGGAUGUUCUUGGACGAAUUUCAGUUUAACAACCAAAUCAGUGAUCUUACUCAUAAUGAUCCACACGGAACAUGAGUACAAGUAUUCGGCGUAUGGAUUACUUGACUUAAAUAUGCCCCAGGCGACGACGAUAUUCAGUACAGCUAUGAGAUUCUUCACACUCUUACGAAGUAUCACUCAUAAAGAUCAUAUAUAAAUUCGUGCAGGGAAAUAAAGCAAGUGCUUGACACAUAUUCUUAUGUAAAUAGCCGACAGGUAAUUGCUUUUCGCAAACUGACCUAAGCAUAUCCUUUCUACUAGGUUUGUAUCCCUUUGUACGAAGUUGAAAAUGUUGUGUUAGUUUCUCCUUUAUUUUUAAAUAAAUAACUAAAAAUCUAACAUGAGUGAAGCCGAAAGAUAUUGAUAGACAAUCGUUUGUUGUUCAAUAAAUUAUUUGUCUAGUUAUUGUUUACUGCAAAGUGGGGGGCACACAGACGUCACGACUUGCAGGUGCCCUUUGCUCACCCACCGACCAUCGGUAAUUCCAACUAACUGCAAGGGUGACCUCUGUGUACCAUAAGGGGAACCUUCACGCCCACAGCGUAACCAAGGUCAGGGAACGGUCUCUUUGAAAUUCGUUUAAAAAAACUCGAAAUUGAUAGCGUUUUUCCUACGAUAAAUCUCUAAUAAUCA